AAAAAGUUCAGAGUACGUCAGUCGUGGCUUCUAGGUAGAACCGGAUCAACGGCAACACACAACCACGUACUUCUCUGGUUUUUAGACGCGCUACAAAGACCAAUCUCCUCUCUUGUAUUUCACUCUUUUUUUUUUCACUCACGUCAAAAGUCACAAUGUUCAACGUCGCGCGCAAUCGAGUCCUGGCCUCGGCCAUCAAAACUUCUCCCAGACUCCCGGGCCUCGCCAGGCCAGCUUUCGCCCAGCAACAAAAGCGAGCUUUGAGCAUCCACGAGUACCUAUCGGCCGAACUUCUCAGCAAAUAUGGCGUUCAAGUUCCCGCUGGUAGGGUCGCCAAGAGCGGCGAGGAGGCAGAGCAGGUCGCAAAGGAGAUCGGCCACGACGACAUGGUCAUCAAGGCGCAGGUUCUCGCUGGUGGCCGUGGUAAGGGUACUUUCGACAACGGCCUGAAGGGAGGUGUCCGCGUUAUCUACUCCCCGACCGAGGCGCGCAUGUUCGCUGAGCAGAUGAUUGGUCACAAGCUUAUCACCAAGCAGACCGGCGCUCAGGGCCGUCCCUGCAACGCCGUCUACAUCUGCGAGCGCAAGUUUGCCCGUCGCGAAUUCUACCUUGCCAUCCUCAUGGACCGUGGCUCGCAGAGCCCUGUCAUCGUUUCCUCGUCGCAAGGUGGUAUGGACAUUGAGGGUGUCGCCAAGGAGAACCCGGACGCGAUCAUCACCACUCAUAUCGAUAUCAACACUGGAGUCACUGAUGAGACUGCACGCGGCAUUGCUCAGAAGUUGGGCUUCAGCGAGCAGUGCAUUGAGGACGCCAAGGACACCAUCCAGAAGCUGUACAAGAUCUUCAUCGAGAAGGACAUGACACAAAUUGAGAUCAACCCUCUGUCCGAGACCUCGGACCACAAGGUUAUGUGCAUGGAUGCCAAGUUUGGCUUCGACGACAACGCCGAGUUCCGUCAGAAGGAGAUCUUCGAGAAGCGUGACACCACCCAGGAGGACGCCGAUGAGGUCCGUGCCGCCGAGUCUGGCCUCAACUUCAUCAAGCUGGAUGGUGAUAUUGGCUGCUUGGUUAACGGUGCUGGUCUUGCCAUGGCCACCAUGGACAUCAUCAAGCUGAACGGUGGUUCUCCCGCUAACUUCCUUGACGUCGGUGGUGGUGCCACCCCCGCUGCUAUCAAGGAGGCCUUUGAGCUCAUCACGAGCGACCAGAAGGUCUCUGCCGUCUUUGUCAACAUCUUUGGUGGUAUCGUCCGUUGCGACCACAUCGCCAACGGUCUGAUCAACACCGUCAAGACCCUCAACCUGAAGGUUCCCAUCAUUGCCCGUCUUCAGGGUACCAACGUCGAGCAGGCCCACCAGAUCAUCAACGACUCGGGCAUGAAGAUCUUCUCGAUCGACGACCUGCAAAGCGCAGCUGAGAAGGCUGUGCAGCUGUCAAAGGUUGUCAAGAUGGCUCGUGACAUCGAUGUCGGCGUUGAGUUCACCCUGGGUAUCUAAGAAAAGCAAUACCCUACAUUAUAGACUGAAUCACUUCCUCGUUUUUACUCGCCAUAUUUGUUAUUUCUCCCGCAUCCCUCUUGUAACAACUUUUCUUGUGCACUUACGGAAUUGGCCGGCGAUGUCAACUGGAUGGUUUACAAAUCCUGAUUUAAUUGGUACCUAGACUUUGGGGCGAACGGGUGAUAUUACAUAUAUCCAUGAUUUUGCUACUGCCGAGCAAUUAAAAGCAAUAGCACUCUGUUGAUAAACAUGCACCCUGACUAUUAGC
Molecule: messenger RNA, 1767 nt
Organism: Pyricularia grisea
Lineage: Eukaryota; Fungi; Ascomycota; Sordariomycetes; Magnaporthales; Pyriculariaceae
Exons: 3
Coding region: 156-1496 (446 amino acids)
Biological process (GO): tricarboxylic acid cycle; succinyl-CoA metabolic process
Cellular component (GO): succinate-CoA ligase complex; mitochondrion
Molecular function (GO): succinate-CoA ligase (ADP-forming) activity; ATP binding; metal ion binding
Source: RefSeq, a predicted model, not a curated record